Messenger RNA from Strongylus vulgaris, 540 nucleotides. The record is from the annotation of a GenBank genome assembly. NCBI's taxonomy places the organism in Eukaryota, Metazoa, Nematoda, Chromadorea, Rhabditida, Strongylidae.
AUAUUUUACGUGGCACGACAAACGGGCCAAAUCGUUGGCAACGUGCUAAUUCUUUACGAUUUUACAAUGCCAGGAGAAAUACCGUCGAUCAUGAAUAUAGCGCAUGGUAAUGAUGCUUUGAGAGAUAUGCAGCAAAUGGAUUUGACUAUGGAGAUGCCUGUUGCGGAUGCAGAGAAUCCUUUCGUAGAAGGAAUCGUGCCUGGUGUUCGAGGAGAAAAGUUCCUCAAGGUUCAUCCAUCAAAAAUUGGUUGGGUCAACAACAAAACGCUACUUUUGAAAUAUCUGAUCAAUGAUCCGACAUUAAGUAAGAAUUCUUAUGCCGUGAUACUUAGAGAUGAAGCUGGUUAUUUGAAUACACAUGUACCGUUCCUGCCACCCAUGAUUGAAGGGCGAGGAGUGUUUGUUCAUUUCGCACCUGCUACUCUUGUCGCAGAUCAUAUUCAUCACACUGGAGAUGGUUUGUCGCCAUGGACUUUCCAAGGAGCAUCAAUGCACAAUCGUGUUCGCACAGUGAAACGGGCGCUCAUGCAAGAUUCAGAA